GAAGUUCAGCCCAGCGGAGAGAGCAGCGACUGCUCCUUUAAGUUUUUAUUCUGGAUUUAGGGGUCUCUGACUACAGUUUAGCAACACUGCAGAACCCACUACAUAAAUACCAUGUCUGAUGAGAGUGUGUUCGAUUCGAAAGGUGGCCUCAGCCUCCCAGUACUACCAUCAAACAUGGGACGAGACAUCAGGCUGUUUUCCUCUGGAGAUGAAGACAGUGGUCUGUAUUUUACCUACAGCGGAGGUUGUAAUGAACUAGAAGUCAGGAAUCUGCACUAUCAGGUGGAUACAGCAGCACAAAUCCCCUGGUAUGAGAGGCUGUCAGAGCUUAAGAUGCCGUGGGAGAUGCGUGGUAACAAGCAGACUGCCAUCAAAGACCUGAACCUUCGAGUCCACAGUGGCCAGAUGCUGGCAGUCAUUGGCAGCUCAGGUUGUGGAAAGACCUCCCUGCUGGACAUUAUAACAUGUCGUGAUGAAGGAGGAAACAAGACAUCAGGAGAGAUAUUGAUUAACGGCAAGCCCAGCACACCCUCAAUUGUAAAGAAAAGCAUUGCUCAUGUCCGACAGGAUGACCGUUUGUUACCUCACCUAACUGUAAGGGAGACUCUUACCUUUGUGGCUAAGCUACGUCUGCCAACACAUUUCUCCCAAGCACAGAGGGAUCAAAGGGUGGAUGACGUCAUUGCUGAGCUGCGUUUGAGACAGUGUGCUAACACACGAGUAGGAAAUAACUAUAUUCGGGGUGUAUCUGGAGGGGAGAGAAGGAGGGUCAGCAUCGCCGUUCAGCUUCUGUGGAACCCAGGAAUUCUUAUUCUUGAUGAGCCAACUUCAGGUCUAGACAGCUUUACUGCUCACAACCUGGUCAUCACACUGUCCCGUCUGGCUCAAGGUAACCGCCUGGUCCUGCUCUCAGUCCACCAGCCACGUUCUGACAUCUUUCAGCUCUUCGACCUGGUCGUGCUGCUCUCGUCCGGUUCAGCCGUGUACUGCGGACCAGCCAAAGAUAUGGUGCAGUACUUUACUUCACUUGGAUAUCCAUGCCCACGCUACUGCAAUCCCUCUGAUUUUUACGUGGACUUGAUCAGCAUUGACCGGCGCAGCCCAGAGAAAGCAGCUGAGUGCCUGGAGAGGGCCAGAGUCCUGGCAGCCCAGUUUACAGAGAAGGUGAAAGACACUGCUGACUUCAUGUGGAAGUCAGAGGAGCAUGAUGCUCCAGCACUGGAAAAUUCACAAAGUAAUUCUUCCACAAAGAAAGACAAACCAAGCAUCACUGUGUCUAAAAAGAAGGACCAUCUACCUGGCCGACUGCACCAGUUCUCAAUACUAAUUAAGAGGCAGGUGUAUAAUGAUUUUCGGAACCUGGUGAUGAUUGUAGUGCACGGCCUGGAGGCCCUGCUAAUGUCACUGCUUGUCGGUUUCCUUUACUUUGGGGCUGGUGAAGAGAGGUUGUCCAUGCAGGACACGGUGUCUCUGCUCUAUAUGAUGGGAGCUCUCACACCUUUUGCUGUGGUGCUGGAUGUUAUCGCCAAGUGUCACUCAGAGAGAGCCAUGCUGUAUCAUGAGCUGGAGGAUGGAAUGUACUCGGUCACCCCCUAUUUUUUUGCCAAGGUCCUGGGUGAGUUACCAGAGCACUGCGUGUUCACACUGGUGUACGGCUUACCUAUCUAUUGGCUGGCCGGCCUGAACAGCGCACCAGACCGCUUUCUUCUCAACUUCCUGCUUGUGUGGCUGAUGGUGUACUGCAGCCGCUCCAUGGCUCUGUUUGUGGCGGCCGCGCUGCCCACCCUCCAAACCUCUGCCUUCAUGGGAAACUCAGUCUUCACUGUGUUCUACCUUACCGGUGGCUUUGUCAUCAGUCUGGAUAACAUGUGGCUGGUGGCAUCCUGGUUCUCGCAUAUUUCUUUCAUGCGCUGGGGUUUCGAUGGGAUGCUGCAGGUUCAGUUUCGUGGCCUCACUUAUUCAGUCAGCCUGGGUAACCUGACCCUUAAUGUCGAUGGCAUUAAAGUGGCGGAAGCGAUGCAUAUGAACCAGUUUCCACUGUACUCUUGCUAUCUAGUGCUGAUUGCUGUAGUGCUGGUCUUUAUGUUGCUCUACUACCUGUGCCUCAAAUACAUCAAGCAGAAGUCCAGUCAGGACUGGUGAAGAAAAAUCUAACCAACAAAUCUCCUGGACAGUAAAACACACACCCGAAUGCUGGCUUAGAGUCUUUUUAUUACCUGAGUGUUUUUAAGCAGCGCAUGGUGUAACCUUGUGGAGACGGUGCCACACAGCUCCACUGAGAGGUUUAGACUCUAGCUCUUGUUACUGUCUGUGUUUCCCUUAACAUACCAAAACAUGGCAGUAGUUAGAUUUGUGUACUGUAGUAGUGCUCGUAGGUGUGUGUAUAUGUGUAGAUAAAUAAGUGAAUAUUUGAUGACUUAUGGUAUCUUCCUGCAUAAAUCCAGUGUCAGGAUCUGGACACGCAGUGACCUUGACCAAAAGUAAAUAGUUUCUGAAGAAUGAUUAAAUGAUUGAUAUUUUGAGCCACAAUAACAUAGAGGUCACAUGGAAGAAACAUGCUGCAUACAUUGGCUUUUAAAGGUGGAUUAUUGCACUCUUUUUCCUACAAUGGGUAUGUAACAAUCUACAAGGAGGUUUGCAUGUUCUCUCCAUGUUCAUAUUGAAUGCAUCUGGUUUAGCUCACUUGCAAAUACACACAAAAGGUAGAUCGUCUGCUUUAUAUUUCCCUUGGUAUCAGAAAUGAGUGCAUAAUUGUGUGGUGGUCCGUGAUUAAUUGGCACCCUGCCCACAGUGUGUUUUUGGCUUGCGCCCAGGAUUUUCAGAUAGGCUCUAGACCAGUUGUGACCCUAAUGAGAAUGAAUCGAUUCAUGAAGAUGAAUGAAUAAAUAAUUUAAUAUGGAUGGCACAGCAUGUAGUAGGGGUGUCACGUAGCUCCAGGGUCCUAGGGAUCUAAGCUCAAUAUUUACCUGGGCAGUUUAUCAUGUUCACCCUGUCUGCAAGGGUUUCCUCUCAGCUCCCCAAAAACAGAGUUAAAUUGGCUACUUCAAACUGUCCCCAGGUGAGGGUGGGUAGGUAAACUCAGGUGAUCCUAGGUGUUUGCUAGUAGGCUGUAGACCCACAGUGGCUGUUAAAGCAGGAUAAAAGCAGAAUAAUUUAGCUGAUGUAUAUGCAUCCACAAAAAAAUUGUAGCCUAGUGGUUAAAGUACUGGACUAGUAAUUGAAAGGUCGCUGGUUCAAGCUCCACCACUACCAGGUUGCCACUGUUGGGCCCUUAAGCAGAGUCCUUAACCCUCAAUUGCUUAGACAGUCACAAAUUGUCACAGUACUGUUAGUUGCUUUGGAUAAAUAGCAUUUGGUAAAUGUAAUGUUUGUUUGUUUAUUAGGAUUUUAACGUCAUGUUUUACACUGUGGUUACAUUCAUGACAGGAACAGUAGUUACUCAUUACACAAGAUUCAUCAGUUCACAAGAUCAUAUCGAACACAGUCUUGGACAAUUUAGUAUCUUCAAUUCACCUCACUUGCAUGUCUUUCGACUGUGGGAGGAAACCGGAGCACCCGGAGGAAACCCACGCAGACACAGGGAGAACAUGCAAACUCCACACAGAAAGGACCCAGACCACCCCACCUGGGGAUCGAACCUGGGACCAUCUUGCUGUGAGGCGACAGUGCUACCCACUUAGCCACCGUGCCGCCCCUUACAUUAAAUUGAAAAGAAUAAUCAUACGUGAUGAGACGGGAAAAUUCAAUAGCCUAUUGGCAAAUGGGAGAUAUCUUGUGAUGUCUCGUAGAUCUAUUUUAAACUACCUAUAGCCUACACUGGGUCUUAGAGAAUGGACAAAUUUGAUUAGUCCAAUACAAAAGGGCAAAGAUCGUCGGGCAGUGACUACGAAAGAUUCACAAUCAGUUGUUGGUGCAAAUCUUGGAAGCUUCCACCACCAGUUCACCAAAACUAAACCCAUCAACAAAGACCAGAAAAUACCAAUAUAUUACAGAUUAUCUUGGGUUAAUCAAAUUUCUCAUGAGCAAAAGCACAAAAUCUUUUGUAAUCCUUGUUGAAAGUGUAAAAUAUAUAUAUAUAUAUAUAUAUAUAUAUAUAUAUAUAUAUAUAUAUAUAUAUAUAUAUAUAUAUAUUUAUAUAGAACCGUUUGAGAACCGUUAGGCUAACAGACUUCACCUGAGAACAUGCUACAUUAACUUGAUAUAUUAAUACAGGAAUUCUGCCCAUACAAAAUGAAAUGAGGAUGUGGCCAGGUCAGAAUUAUUAACCAUACAGAAUUGCAGCCCUCAUUAAAAAGUAUCUUUGACUUUUAGUUCCGUCGUCUAUAUCAAUUCGUUAUUAAAAGUGAGUGUGUAAGAGGAGCUUCCAGACCACUGGAUGGCAGCAAUGCACCAUGUAUUCCCACCAUCUUUUACUGCCAGCUUUCUUUUUAUUCUGAUAACGAUCGGGGCACUAGGGUGACCGAUAACUGUCUACAGCUUUUGCUAGCACGUUCUUUUGCACAGUUCAUUCUAUUUGUACACUGUAAUUAUUAAUCUGUGUGAGCCAGUAAAAGCACAUUCAACUAUUUAUCACAUGCUGCACUGUAAUUUAGAAUCCUAUUUGAAAGAGCUGAUCAUUUGAAGUUUUGCACUGGUGUACAAUUGUGAAACGUACAAAAAUGUCUGGAAAAAAACUGCAAAAUAGAAGAAAUUAGAGGAUUUAUUUGCUUAGCUCCUGUAGCUAUUCUAGUAGUUAUAUAAUACAUAUUAAUUAUAGUUAUAUAGAUAAUAUACAGCAUAGUAUUUAAUGCACAAAGAUAAAAUGAAUGUUGUUUUUAUUUUGGCAUGAUUACUUUUUUUUUUAAAACUGUCCAAAUAAAAUUGUUUAAAUUAA
This is a messenger RNA of Trichomycterus rosablanca, 4873 nucleotides long. It is a transcript of the gene abcg8, whose product is annotated as ATP-binding cassette, sub-family G (WHITE), member 8. The coding region runs from base 112 to 2142 and encodes 676 amino acids. The transcript is spliced from 13 exons. Gene Ontology annotation, biological process: cholesterol efflux; transmembrane transport; cholesterol homeostasis. Gene Ontology annotation, cellular component: signaling receptor complex; plasma membrane. Lineage: Eukaryota; Metazoa; Chordata; Actinopteri; Siluriformes; Trichomycteridae. The record is from RefSeq and is a predicted model, not a curated record. Gene Ontology annotation, molecular function: ABC-type transporter activity; ATP binding; cholesterol transfer activity.